Molecule: messenger RNA, 5176 nt
Organism: Stegostoma tigrinum
Lineage: Eukaryota; Metazoa; Chordata; Chondrichthyes; Orectolobiformes; Stegostomatidae
Gene: arl13b
Product: ADP-ribosylation factor-like 13b
Exons: 12
Coding region: 175-1428 (417 amino acids)
Biological process (GO): receptor localization to non-motile cilium; non-motile cilium assembly
Cellular component (GO): non-motile cilium; ciliary membrane; motile cilium
Molecular function (GO): GTPase activity; GTP binding
Source: RefSeq, a predicted model, not a curated record
GCGACGGAGAGGAAUUUAGCAAUCCCCUUAGUAACGGACACCAAGGUAACGGAGAAGUGAGAAUACCCGGAUAUACUACUGUGAGCGGGAUCCAUGGCCGAGACUGGGUGGUGUUCACAUCUCAGUUGUUUGUGCAUUUGCUGAAAUCUGAUGCUUUCAGCAUUCUGAAAAGGGAUGUUUAGUCUCAUGGCUAACUGCUGCAGCUGGCUAAAACGUUGGCAAGAACCUGUAAGGAAAGUAACUCUAGUGAUGGUAGGGUUGGAUAAUGCUGGGAAAACUGCAACUGUGAAAGGAAUUCAAGGAGAGUCUCUAGAAGAUUUAGCUCCCACAGUGGGUUUUUCAAGAAUUGAUCUGAAACAGGACAAGUUUGAAAUCACCAUCUUUGAUUUGGGAGGAGGGAACAGAAUCCGCGCUAUCUGGAAGAACUAUUACUCUGAGUCCUUUGGUGUUAUUUUUGUUGUGGACUCCAGUGAUGUUGAUCGAAUAGAAGAAGCCAAAGAAAUUGUGGCAGAGGUCAUAAGGCAUCCUAAGAUAUCGGGGAAACCUGUGCUAGUAUUGGCAAACAAACAAGAUUGUGAUGGAGCAUUAGCAGAGGCUGAUAUCAUAGAGUACCUUUCAUUGGAAAAGCUGGUCAAUGAAAAUAAAUGUUUAUGUCAAAUUGAGCCAUGUUCUGCAACUUUGGGGCAUGGAAAAAAAUUGGACAAAGCCAUUAGGAAAGGCCUUGGUUGGCUUUUGAACACCGUAGCAAAAGAUUAUGACAUUCUACAAGAAAGGGUACAAAAAGACACAAUGGAACAGAAGGCUCAAGAAGAGAAAGACAAACAAGAUCGGGCAGAAAGAGUCCGUAGAAUACGAGAGGAAAGAGAACACAAAGAAAAGGAAGAGGGGCACCCUCUAAACCCGGAUGAGGAUGAUGAACCUGACCCAAAAGUAAACCCUUUUCAACCUAUAUCUAAGGUCAUUUCUGUGAAUGAAGAGAAAAUCAGAAAACUGAAAGAGAAAAACAAACCAAAACCUAGUGGAGAGAUUCCAAUAAGUUCUUCAGAAAAGUCAAAAUCAUCUAAGAUGCAAUCUGGCAACGGCAAUCAAAUGUUUGAGAAAGUGAAGCCAGUCGCCCGUGUAUUAACUGAGCAACAUGAGGAAAUUGAGUGCAACCAAAAAAUGAUAGACUCUGAGCCUGGGAAGAGAAAGGUUAAAAAGAUUCCUAUAAAGAGAAAGAAUAGGGUGGAGCCAUUCAGUACAGAUGAAGACUCUGAAAAUUCAAGCCCACCACCGCCACCUGUUGGCUGGGGUACUCCCAAAGUUAACAGACUUCCAAAACUUGAGCCUCUUGGUGAAACCCAACAUAAUGAUUUUUACAGUAAGCCGCUCCCACCAGUGCAAGUAAGCCAGAAACCAAAUGCUGACACCCAUGAAGUUAUCUCCUAGCAAAAUGAUUUAAAGAACUUAGCAAGGAGGGAAAGAAUACAUCAUCACUUUUCAGAACAAAACAAAACUUUCCAUUCUGCAGUCAAGGAUUUAGCAUUGCUACGGCAUCAACAUGUUCAGCAAAAGAAUGGCUGCAAUAGACAGGCUUAAGCUUUAAGUGGUGUUGUUUGGCUAUUUUUGGCAAACAUAGGAGAAGAAAGAGGCAGUAAGACAAUACACCACAGAAGUAUUUUUCUGCUGUGUUUAAGCCAGUGGAAUUUUGUCCAAAUUGAAAAGUUCAUGAAGAGACAGAACCUGACAGAGAAAAGAAAAUCCUUUUUAAUGUAACAUUUGAUAUUUGUACAGUACAGAACAUUCCAUGUUUUUUGUGCUUAAUGUUUUGUUUUGAACAAUCUUUCUAGAAGAUGCAACAUAGUGAUGCAAGUAAUUAUGUUUCAAACUGAAGAUAUUUUAUGUUUUGUUUCAAAGUUCAAGCAAAGAGUCCUAUUCAUGUGGUCUUGAAACUCAGUUGGAUUAGAUGCCUGCAAGUACUGCAGUAAAAUUUUGUUAUAUUUUUAUGUGGAAGAAAAUAUGUCUUUUUUUUAAAAAAAGGUCACGCGUGAAAUUGGCAAGCAUAAUUCUUUUAAUUCUCUCAUAUACUGUUGAGUUGCCUCUGGAUAGGCUGUUCUAACUGCUUGUAAUAAUAUCUCAGAUUUUAUAUUGCAGAACUGCAAGUCUUUUGAAGACUCUCAAAUUUUGCAAUCAGAGCGAACAAACUACGAUUAUGUAGAUUACAGUCAUAUGAGACAUGAUUUUGGAAAUUGCUUGUAUUUUCAAUCCAGAGACGUAGGUAGAUCUGUUUUUCUAGAGGUCAGAUAUGUAAUGUAGUAUGCUUCAAUAGUCAUUAAAGUUGUGUGUAAAAUUUAGAGUUUUUAUUUUAAAAAAAACCUGCAUUGUUUCUAUGAUGUUUACUCCUUUUCUUAAUUUGUUUAUAAUAGUUACAAUUUUGUAUUUUUCGAACGAGUUUGUUUCGAACACUUCGUACAUCUUUCAGAAAGAAUCUUGCAUUUUUUAAAUAAAGGUAUUACUUGUGGUGAAAAGGGUAGAGUGAAUCACUUGGAAAAACCAUAAGAAAUAAGAACAGAUGGCUAAAUGGGCCUUUGAGCCUAUUUUGCCAUUUGCGAAGGCCAUGCUCAAACUUCAACCCCACCAGUCCUUUCACAGAUCUCUUGAGUGCAAAAUAUCUCCAUCUCAGCAUUGAAUAUGCUCAACAUCUAAGCAUCUUCAGCCUUCUAAUAGACAAAAUUACAAAAAUUCCUAACCCCUUAUCCUGAAACUUUAACUCCUAAUACCAGACUCCUCAGCCAGAUAAAUGACACAGCAGAUGUGAGGGUGCCAAGUUCUUUCAGAAUGUUUUAUGUUUCAAAGAGAUCACUUCUCAUUAUUCUGAGGUCCAGAGAAUGUAGAAUCACUACUUAUUCUCUCCUCCUACGACAACACUGUCAUUCCCGGAAAUCAAUCUGAUGAAACUCCAUUGAUUCACUUAUAGAGCAAUCGUAUAUUACCCUUAGAUAAGGAUAUCAAAUCCAGUUUAUGGUCUUUCCAAAUCCUGUGCAAUUGCGAUAAAACAUCCUUAUUUAUAUAUUAUGAUUUGCUUGCAAUAAAAGUCAAUGUCCUUUUUCCUCCUUAUUGCUUGCUACACUUAUUAUUUUUGUGUUCUGUGUAGAAGCACACAUAAAUCUGCCUGAACACCUGCAUUUAUUAUAUCAUUAAUGUUUUAAAAAUUAACUUUUUAUUCGCUGUGCUAACGAUUUCACAUUUCUUCACACUGCGCUCCUUACCUGCUUGUAGCUACACUGUACCACAUUGGCCUGAGUGAAUAAAAUCUGAUAAUGAAUUUACUUAGAAUAACUUCUUGUAUUGACUUGGACAUGUUACUUAAUAUAAAAUGAUUGUCUCAUUAAUCAGAUCAACCAAAACCAAUUUUGAAUCAGACUUUAGUGGAAUGCGAUAUCUACAAACACACAACUGUAAAUUAGUUUUAUGUGUCUUAAUUUUGCAAAUUUACCCAGUUUUAUUAAUAUUUUUCUACAAUUAAAAUAUUGCAUUCCAACUACUUUUCCUCCUUCAAGUCUCCAACUUACCUCUUUCCUUGCCUGAUUAUGCUUCAUGUCGUAGUGUGAAUCUCUGUAAUGACCUAAUGUGACACCAUAUAAAAACUUUACAUAUAUUAAUUUGAACAUUGUGUGUCCCUGAAGUCUCUAACAAGUGAACAACUUUGAUUAAGCUUAAUCUGUUCUCCUGUAAUGCCCACACAUGAAUUUGAACUAAGAACGUUGAUAGCUCUCAACAUUUGGAGCACCAGAUGCUUAUCUCUGUGCUUGCUUUUCCUUUCUUUUCCACUGUCCACUUACCUAAACAAUUCACUAGUUUUGGGAAACUGAGACUUCUGUUAAUAACAAGCAGAGGCCCAUCUGCAAUAAAGAUAGAAAAUGCUGGAAAUAUUGAGUAGGUCUGACAACAUCUGCAGCAAGAGAAAGAGAAUUCAUGUUUUUGUUGAAUGAUCUUGAGUGAAAACUUUAUAAAAUUGGCUAACAACACAGACAACUGGUUGGACUUGUUACAUUAUUAAUCAAGAUACUACUAAAUUAUGGUGUAUUCAUUUUUAGUAAUAUUAAAAUUCUCAGAUUUGUAACAUUUGAUAUUUGUAUUGAAGUAUUUAUAUUUCUGCUAACUUCCCUACUUUUUUCUUUUUAAAUUCAAACACAAAGUAUAUAAUUUUUACCACAGUUAGUUGUUAGUAUUGUUGCUAUUUAUUUGUUUUAGUACAAAGUAUUAGACAAUCAGCUCUGCAGUUAAUCCAGCUCAUUGUUUUGCAUUAAAAUUUCAUGUAUAGACAUUAUUUUUUGGAUUCAAACAUCACUAACACGUAUUAAAAAACAAAUAUUUUGACUUACAUUGUACUUAAUUUUCAGUUCAAUAUUUAAUCAAACAUAUCUCUUGUUGGAAAGUAGUUGUAUAUUAUUUUGAACAUUUAUGUAGUAAUAUGCCUUUGUAAUUUUGUAUUUUAUUUUUAAAUGUAUUAAUUACUUGUAGGUAUUAGUUUGUCCAAAGACAAUACAGGUUGUACCUUCCUAAUCCAGCGCACUCUGGUCUAGCAAUCUCUGUGACCCAGUAUCCACAGUAUAGUCCCAGUUCUGGUUUUAGAUUCUAUAAACUGGCUAUUUAGGUGUCAGGAUCAUGGCAUAUACCUGCCCAGUCUGCGCUCAAAUCUAUUUUAUAAUGUGAUUUUUUUUUUCUGUUUGCAAUAAUUCAGAUACUACUUAUUGGAUCCUUCGGUGAAAUGAUUUAUUUUAUUGCUCACAGCUAGGCUGUGCAGGAGGUAUUUAAAAAAAAAUGCUUCAACCGCACACAGGAACAAAUGCCUCUUGUGCCAUUGGUACUUAUGCAACAUUAUCCCUUUCCAUGUUUUCUAUUAAGGGGUCAUUUGUUGUUUCAAAAUAUGAAUUACAGCAAGAAAGCUCAGUUGAAUUUAAUGAUGAAAUGCAGAAGGAUUGUGAUAACCAUGUUGCACAGUGCUUUUUAAAGUGUGUAUGACCUUUUGUGUUUCAACAGUCCCAAGACUGCCUGAUUACAAAGAUGCAACCUGUACUGUACUGUGUAGUAGAGUUUGAAUGUUGCUGGAAAAUGUCUUAAUCAGAAUCAAAUACCUGAUUAAAUCAGUUGUACUAUGCAUAAGAGCUUUAUUUAAUAACUUAAAGUAUUAUGG